This is a messenger RNA of Clonostachys rhizophaga, 501 nucleotides long. The record is from the annotation of a GenBank genome assembly. NCBI's taxonomy places the organism in Eukaryota, Fungi, Ascomycota, Sordariomycetes, Hypocreales, Bionectriaceae.
AUGGCUCCCGAGCAGGUCCUCUCGGGCACCGACGCCGCCAAGAUCGCAGAGGUCUGCCAGAAGCACGGCAUCACGACCGCCGAGUUCGCCCAGCUCCAGGCCCGCUCGGCCUCGGCCAAGGCCACAGCGUACUGCCCCUACAGUCGCUUCCGCGUGGGCGCGACGCUGCUCGUCUCCGGCCCCGCGUACGUCGACGGCGCCAACGUCGAGAACGCGAGCUACCCCGUCGGGACGUGCGCCGAGCGCGUGGCCUUUGGGACGGCCGUCGUCCAGGGCCACAGGGAGUUCAGGGCCGUGGCCGUGUCGACGGACAUUAGCCCGCCGGCGAGCCCGUGCGGCAUGUGCCGGCAAUUUAUUCGGGAGUUCGUCAAUCUGUCCAUCCCGGUGUUCAUGUUUGACAAGAACCAGGACUUUGUGGUGAUGACGAUGGGAGAGUUGUUGCCCAUGUCUUUUGGGCCGGAUCGACUGCCUCCCCCUGGCGCUCCGGGAGCGAUGGGUUGA